CGGGCCUGGGGACUGUCUGGGAGCUGGAGCUGGGGGCCGGGCCUGGGGACCAACCAGGGAGGCAGGCGUGGGGUGCCGGGCCUGGGGAAGCGACAGCCCCGUGACGCCGUGCUACAGCCCGCCCCGCUGCUGGGAUAGUCUUUGAUCCCUCCAGGACCCUUGACAUCUUGGGUUGGCUUAUUUGCUUUUUGAAUGUUUGGGGCGCAGGACUCAGCCGGCAGCACAUUUGCUGAGUUGCCGGCUGUCUCCCACGCCAGGAAGGUUCUAGACCCCCAGAGUUUACAGUCUAAGAGAGAAACAGAAAACAGGGAAUGAACAAGUGAAUACAUGCUGUAGGAGUUAAAAUGUUACGCCAAUGCGCGAAUUGAAAUUAUCCUCUUUCUAUUCCUUCAAAAUGGUAUAGCCGGUGUUCGUGGCUCCUGUGGCCGGCACUGUCCUCCAGGGCUGCACUGUCCAUACAGGUGAACAACAGGAUCUCCACUCUCAGGAGUGGCCACUGUGGAGUACAAGUGACCUGACCACCCUGCCUAGCCCAAGCCCUCGGCAAGGUCUUCUAGUCCUUGGUUCAGAAGGGUCUGCUGUGGCAGCUGGCCGGGGCUGGCCUGGGAAUAGACCCUGGGGGGAGGCAAGGUGUCUGUCCCCACCGAGGUUACAAUUUGGUAGAGAGGAAAAAUCUGAUAAGCACACCAGAAAGAUACAGUAGUGACAUGGGCUGUGAGGGGAAUUAUAGCUGCUGAGAAGGAACCUUACAGGGGUGGUGGCAGCGAGGGGGCUACAGUGUCGCUUGACUUUAUUGUGAAGUCUUGAAGGCAUAGCUGAAGAAUGAAGAACAGCCAUACCUGGACCAGCCGUGCAAGGGCCUUAAGGCCACAGAAGAAAUGAAAGGAGCCAAACAGGAACUGGAGAAGGAUCAGGCACGGAGCAAGGACACUUGUCAUUGCUGUUAGGUAAUUGCCCCAGAAAAGCCCCUUCCCCAGAAAGCCCCUUCCUGCUUUCAACAGACCAAGUCUAGCUGUCUCACUGUUAAAGUUACAGCUACCUGCUGAAAAUUUCAAACUUAUGGCCUGCGCCUAAUGGCUCUUCCCGCCAGAGCAGUAACUCCUUAUUGGCUAUUCUACCUUCCCGUCACCAUUCUAAGACUUCCCCUGACUGAACCUAUAUGAAGAUAUAACUCUUCUUUUGGUCUUUUUUCUCUCUCUCGCUCUCCCUCUCUGUCUCUCUUACUCUUUCUUUUUUUCCCUCUCUCUUCCCCUCUCUCUCUUCCUCUCUCUCUCUUUUUCUCUUCUUUUCUCUCCUCCUUGGGAUGGGAAAGAUGCUUCUCUGCAGCAUCCCUCCCAAGAAAGACCUUUCAUACAAGCCUUGGUGGUCUGUGAGAUCUCUGCUGGUCGAGUGCCACCCUUUCAUCUGAUGUCAGAAGUGGGAUCUAAUUAGGGAACUCUCCCAAGGGUAGCUUCCACCCCUUCCACGGGUUCAUGUCACUUUUAGCUCCUGGGGGCUCCCUAUCCUCUUCUCCCACUCCUGGCACUCACCACUGCAUGGGCUCUUGUCCAUCUGCUAAGGCACUCUAACCAGCACUCAACACAGGCCUCAUUCAGACUUGGUGAGUACUCCUUUGGGAGCGAGUUUUCUCUAAUCAUGGGCUGGGUUGCUUACAUUCCUGGUGAUUCACCCGUUUCUCGAGGCUUGAGUUCCCUAUUCCCAUUGACCUUGUGUGGCUUAAACCAGGGCUUCCAUGCCUCGCACGAAAAUUUCUGGCCCAGAUCUCAAGCUCUCCUCAGCCCCAAGGGUCUGACACUGAUCUGGGGUACAGUGACGAUGGUCCUAAACUGUGUUCUUGUCUUCAUGGCCAGCAACAAAGCAGCGGAGACGUCCGCCCUUUGUCCUGGUCCUCGCAUGAUUCUGCUCAUGCUUUAUUCCUGCGAUGAAUCGCCAUGGGUGCAGAAGUGGGAUCUAAUUAGGGAACUAAUUAGAUUCUAUCCCACCUAACUCCCCCUUGGGGUGCUUAUUAUGCCACCUGGUAGAAUUAAGAUUAGACUUAAGGCCAAAAAAUUUAAUUAAACUCUCUACCCAGGUUUGGCCACUUUACAAACUAGACAACCAAAGUAUCUGACCAAACUAUAGUUCAUUUGAUUUUUCUUUAAUUCAACACUUAUAUAACUAUUGUGAGCGCCUUGGCAAAUGGAGUGAGGUCCCCUAUGCUCAAGGCUUCUCAUAUCUUAGAACCAAGCCUAAUUUAUGUUCGGGUGAUUCUAAAAUUCUUGUAACAAAGGGCUCUUCUACUCUCUGUCUCCCUGAACCAAACCUAUUUGACCCAGCAGAUGAACCUCCAUGGCACAGACAACCGGCCACGGUUCUGAAACUGGAGUAAUUCUUGUUCAGGCUCUGCCAUGUUCGGCUCCUCCCUCAACUACGCAGUUGCCUCCACCCUCUGUCCCUCCUACUUCUCCAUUAACCAAUCUGAGCUCCUCUGGUAACUCCUCCCCUCCAACUAGCCCUCAGAGUUCUUCCCUGUUGUCUCUCAGUCCACUGCCCGCUGCUCCAAGAAACACUUUCGGACCUCUUUACCCCUUUUUUCCUCCAGCUCCUCCAUAUAAUGGUCCUACAGUGCCACUGUGUAACAAUGUAGACAAAUUGCAAACUAAUUCUUCUACAUCCACCAUUCACCCUUCACUUCCCUCUGGUUCCCUCACCAGCUCCUGCUCCCAUGGGUCUCCAGAAUUAGAGGGACCUUCAGCUCCCUCGCACUUCCUGGCCCCGCUCCGCGACGUAGCUGGAGUCAAUGGCGUAGUCUCUGUUUAUCUUCCUUUCCCCAUGACUAAACCCACACACCUUAAGGUUAGACUAGGUUCCUUUACUUCUAAUCCUUAUCAUUUUAUUCAAGAGUUUCAAUUUAUUACUAUGUCCUAUCAACUUACUUGGCAUGAUGCUUUUGUUAUUUUAGCUAAUAUCCUAACCUCUGACCAGUGCAAACGAGUGUGGGAGAGGGCGAAAGAGGCAGCAGAUCAAUUUUAUACAUCAAACAAUGAGCAUCCUAUAGGUGACACUGUGUUCCCUAACUCCCAGCCAAAUUGGAAUUAUAAUGAUAAUGCUGGGAGAAAAAGUAGAGACAUUUUUAUUACCUGCAUUCUUUGCAGAUUUAGAGCUUCGCCAAAAAGGCUAUCAAUUACGAUAAAUUAUGGGAAGUCAUACAAGUUAAGUCUGAGAAUCCUUCAGCUUUCCUCCAACGCUUUACCAAGGCUUUUGUUAAGUAUACUAACUUAGAUCCUGAAACAAUAGAUGGGAAAAACAUUCUCAUGACUUAUUUCUUUAACCAAGGUUACCCUGACAUCAAACUUAAGCUAAAGCGCUUGGAGCACAGACCCCUAACACCCCAGGCCGUGAUCUUAGACACAGCCUUUAAGGUUUACAUGGGGCAAGAUGAUGUUUUCCAAACGGAAAAUAAAAAAAUCUCAAACCCAAGAUUUUCAAAUGCUAGCUCAAAACAUAACAAACAGUGUCACUGAGGCCAUCAUUCCUAACCUGCCUAAGUCAUCAGGGCCAAAGGCAGCUUCAUGACUCAAUGACCUGGACCAUGCUACAAAUGCAGUGAAGAAGGCCACUGGGUAUGAUGUUGCCUUAAUCCUAGGCCCCCGCCAGGGCCAUGCCGUCUCUGCAAAAGAAAGGGCCAUUGGAAGGCUGACUGCCCCUUGCCCCAGAGAGGACAUAGGGCCAGCCAACCAGCAGCACCUACAGCAGACUUGUUGGGGCUUGCCUUUUCUGAAGACUGACAGGACCCUGGCUUCUCUCACCUGAUGAAGAUCACCUCUGCGGAGCCAAGAGUAACCCUAAUGGUGGCAGAGGUGGGGUCUUGCUAUGUUGCUCAAACUGGUAUCCGACCCCUGCUCUCAAGAGAUCUCUCCCAUGUCAGCCUCCCAAAAUGCAAGGAUUACAGAGCCUGGUGGAGCCCUGUGGAAAACUGAAGGAGAAAACAAUUUUCCUAAUAAAAGAACUUAAUGAAGAGCGACCCAGACCCUGAAGACAAAGGGGAUGAUGGCGGAGGGACAACCUGUGAGUCACCACCUACAGGGGCUUUCCCAAACAACAGAGUGGGCCAUUCUCUCUCUCCAUUCAAGUUUCCUGUGUUGCUGAGCCAUAUGAACCCAUCUUCUCUCCAGCUGGAGGUUCAUUUUUGCCCUGGAUCCAAGGAGACAGUUCCAAUGGAGACCUCCUUUUCCUUCUCAUCCUUUUUUGGGAAGCACUUAUGGAGCACUCUCCAUAGGCCGGAGUUUUCCUCCACCAUCACAUUCUAAAAACAGAAAUAAGUUCCUUUGAAGUUAAUUCAGACUUCAACAAAUCAACUAUUAGGACCAACAUAAAGAAACCAGAGACUUUUAAAAUCAUUUCUCCUCAAAAGGAAUUUUUAUCUCAUUUGUUAGCAUCCUAAAAAGAAGAAUAUACUUA
Molecule: messenger RNA, 4440 nt
Organism: Nycticebus coucang (slow loris)
Lineage: Eukaryota; Metazoa; Chordata; Mammalia; Primates; Lorisidae
Exons: 3
Coding region: 2329-3261 (310 amino acids)
Biological process (GO): virion assembly
Source: RefSeq, a predicted model, not a curated record